CACCUGGUUCUCCGUCCGGUCAGACCAAUCAACAAAGUGACGCGAGCACGAGCAUCCAUCGUUUCCCCUUCUUCCCCAUCGCGUGCCCUCGCCGCAGCCAUCUUCCAUGGCGGACCAGCUCACGGACGAGCAGAUCGCGGAGUUCAAGGAGGCCUUCAGCCUCUUCGAUAAGGAUGGCGACGGCUGCAUCACUACCAAGGAGCUUGGAACUGUGAUGCGCUCCCUUGGCCAGAACCCCACUGAAGCAGAGCUGCAGGACAUGAUCAACGAGGUUGAUGCUGAUGGCAAUGGGACCAUUGACUUCCCAGAGUUCCUGAACCUGAUGGCAAGGAAGAUGAAGGACACCGACUCCGAGGAGGAGCUUAAGGAGGCCUUUCGCGUCUUCGACAAGGACCAGAAUGGUUUCAUCUCGGCUGCUGAGCUCCGCCAUGUCAUGACCAACCUCGGCGAGAAGCUGACUGACGAGGAGGUCGACGAGAUGAUCCGUGAGGCCGAUGUUGACGGCGACGGCCAGAUCAACUACGAGGAGUUCGUCAAGGUCAUGAUGGCCAAGUGAGGAGCGAUCCCCGUUAUCUAUGAAUGAAUUGAAGUGAAAUAUCAGGCACACAAGCUGUACUUUGCCAUGUCCCUUUUGAGUACACAUCAGUAUCAUGCAGGAGGUAAUGUCUAGUAGUGGUCGGUUUAGGUGGUGUAGUCAUGGGAACUCGACAUCAGAUACCUGGUCUCUUUUGAUUGUGAUGUUAUCUUGCAUUAUUGCUCCUGCUGGAGCUUUUAGGAUUUGUUGUAAGCUCAUA
Molecule: messenger RNA, 794 nt
Organism: Zea mays
Lineage: Eukaryota; Viridiplantae; Streptophyta; Magnoliopsida; Poales; Poaceae
Product: calmodulin
Exons: 2
Coding region: 107-556 (149 amino acids)
Cellular component (GO): myosin II complex
Molecular function (GO): calcium ion binding
Source: RefSeq, marked validated